Messenger RNA from Monopterus albus (swamp eel), 6030 nucleotides. It is a transcript of the gene cunh11orf24, whose product is annotated as chromosome unknown C11orf24 homolog. The transcript is spliced from 4 exons. The record is from RefSeq and is a predicted model, not a curated record. Bases 107 to 1315 code for a protein of 402 amino acids. Lineage: Eukaryota; Metazoa; Chordata; Actinopteri; Synbranchiformes; Synbranchidae.
GGGUUGACGUUGCCAGAAAUAAAACAGACGAAGAAGGCUGCUCACCUCUUGGUUUCAGGAAGUGUUGAGUUCGGGCUGUAUGUCUGUCUGUACUUAGGAUAAAUAAAUGAAUCAGCGCGUCUCUCUGGUGCAGAACGUGGAUGCUGCCUUCACAUCACUUCUUCCUGGUCUCCAUCAUUCCACCAUGUCCCUUUAUUACUCGACGCUCCACCCGAUUCCUUUGGUGCGUCUUCACCUCUUCGGCCUGCUGCUGCUGCUCCUCGCUGGCUGCUCCUCCAGAUUCUUUACCGAUGGCACCCUGAACCAGCAGAACACCACACAAGGAACCUGCUCCAGCCCGUGUAAUAAUACAAGUGUCAGUGAAACGACCCCAGCUAAGGAUUCCUCAGGGACCACCUCCAGUCAUGUGCCAGUGCCACUACAGAGGAAUCCGUCGUCUGUCUCAGACCUUGGCAGCAGUAGCCCAACCUUCAUCCAGUCUUCUUCAGUUCCUGACCAUCCAGACAGAGGCAACAGAAACGAUUUGGAACUGACACUGGACUCAAAUGGCACACAUGAGAACCAGUCCUCCCCCAGCUCCUCUUCAUUUGUCAGCCACAAAUUAAAUGACAUUAUAAGAUUGUUAACCACACCUACCCAGUCUGCAGGAGGAAACCAUUCACCCACAGCCUCACCAUUCAAUCAGCGGCCAGUGUCUCCAGGCCAUCAGGUUCCAUCAUCAGAGGCAGUCACUCAGUCUUCAGACCUUUUUCUGUCUAAGACCACAGGCCUGCCCAUCCAGGCUGCUCAUACUGGAUCCACCACCGCACUGCCUGUUAGGAAUGUCAGUUCAACCACUGUACUAGUGAUGUCUACAGCAACCCUAACACCAGCACCUACAACAGUGAUGACAACAACAACCGCACAUGCUUCAACAACUGUUACAACAAACGCAGGUACAAAGAUGUCACCUUCAUCAUCCUCAUCAGCUGCACCAGCUGCCAUGCCACAGCCAAAUGCCCCGAGCACCGGGAUGCUACCAAUCCACACCACUUCUUUACCCACAGGGCCUGUCAGCAGUGUCAUUACUACCAGCAGUCAGAGUGAGCCCCCUGCAGCAGGAACAAGGGUUGCCAUAGUAGAAGUAGCGGGGGGGUUACUGACCAUGCAGCUGGUGGAUACAGCAUCUUUACUGGCUGUCCUGCUUUUCGGCUUGCUCUUCUUUCUGGUCACAGUGGCUGUGUUUCUCACGCAGGCCUACGAGAGCUACAGGAGGAAGGACUACACCCAGGUGGACUACCUGAUCAAUGGCAUGUACACAGACUCUGCAGUGUGAGGGAGGAAGAGGCUAGGCCCAACUGUGGUCAGUUUUUUUGUGCUUGGAGUCGGAGACUCUACAGUAGAAUGGAGGUUGGACUGUUUGGUAACAUGCUGGUGCUGUUGGACCUCCUGGGGAGAAGUGGGAAUGAAUUCAACUACAGCGCACUGAACUGACUUCCAAGCAGUCACAGAUCUGUUUCUGUCUUAACCUUUCCACUUAACACAUUCUCUCCUGCUUCCUGUUCUGGUUUGAUGGUUUGAAUGUGGUGAGUUCUGCCAAAUAUUAAGCACCAUAAAUAGCUUUUACCUGGAUGUAAGUCUAGUUCAUGAGCAGCCUACACGUGCAGCCCUCUAACGAGCAUCAUUGUUGGCCCGUGACGGAACGUCGUCCACCCUGCUGCUUAGUGCAGCUGGAUCAAGAUGCAUCCAGAGCUCAACACGUGGCCUCGUCAAUAUCUCUUAUGUCUUGUCAUUUUUACGUUGAACAGUGUAAAAAUCUGUCAAACUAAGUUAUUGCCCAUUUACAGAGAACUGUGGUCACACAGAAGUCUCAUUAAGAAGCAGUUUUUCAGAAAAGCACCUUUGGACUAAUUACAUAUCAGUUGAGAUUCAUUUGAAUAAAAAAGAAAUGCAACCCAUACCGCAGAAUGUUUUCCCACAUUGCUUUUAAGGACCAAAGCAUAUUUGUGAAUAUUAUAUUGGAAAUGUGUUUUUCUGUUAACUACAUAAUCACAUUAAAAAUGACAAACUCACAAACAAUUUUAAAGCACAAACUAGCUGAUUAAAAAUAAAGAAAUCAGCCUAGACCCUAACGGUCAAUAUGAUGAUGAACAACUCCUCAGUUAGCAUGUCCAGUAUGUACCAUGUUGAAAAUUAAACAAUGUGCUUUAAUAGGAAUAUGAAACAUUCCAGCGUACACAUCUAACUGUGCAAUAGUUCAGUCCAUUAGCAUCUGUAGCAGUGGAAUUGCAGUCAACAUUAAUGUGAUAAUUUUAUUUACCAAAUUUGGGGGGGGUGGAAUCAUUAUGCUAGUGAUUUCAGCUACAGUGGAUCGUUUUGGAUGUUUUGCCAUUUCAUUCUCUGUCAUAUUGUUAUUUCCAGCGUUCACAUAAAGAUGCACUCAGUGGUUUUGCUGUAGUGUUUAACACCAAAAUCUGACGUCAGAGUUGGUGUAGAUUAUUAUUUGAAGCUAUCGUAGUUCAGUUAGAUUAACAACUAACUGAUAACAAUAUCAGUGUUGAAUUUUGGGAGUUCUGGAUCAGGUGUACCUAAUAACUGCGUACGGCUCUCAUGACUUGAGUCUUCUCUAAUUUUGGCCAUCGUUUCUAGAAGCUGUGUUGAGAUCUCGGAACACCAUGUCCUCCAGCUGUUUAACUUCUGGCUGUGCUGUAGUGAUGUAGAUGUGUAGUCCAGGGUGCGUCGGCUUGUGGUUCCAGGACACCACAGGACUAGCAAACAUAAGCAGUCAGAUGACAGCUUUAUUGUGAAACAAGCUUGCGGCCUUCAUCAGUGGUGAAUCAAAGAUUCAUUUCAGCUCCGCUCACUUUUAGGUUGACCGAGUAACAACGUUCAGGUCAUCUUGAGAAACGCCUGCCUCGUUUGCAGCCUACUUGUAUGAAUGCAAUUCCUUUGAAUAAAGUCUUAUUUUAACUGACUAAAAAAUGGGGGAGAAAACCACAAUAACAAGAUUUAAGUUGUAAUAAAUUUAUCAUAGCUGAAAAAUUGAAAUGUAUCUGUGAUGAAAUGGCAGUCCAGGAAAAAGGUGUGACAUGAGUUGCCUUACAGCAUGGACAGCAGGACGCAGGACUGGUCGCUUUUCACAGUUAAAUUCAAAGUAAAUGAUCAUAUGGAAAAACAUCAUGACUUCUCAGAAAUAUAAAGGUUUUCUCAAAGACAUCCAGAUUAGACACUGGUACUUCUUCCAGACGUUGGAAGAUGUCUUUCUGUUGCUCUGCAUGAACUUUUCCCAGGUGGGGCCUAGUUUGUUGGAGCCUGAUGCCACAGUGCAGUGUGGUGUGUAGUGCAGUCAGUAGGACAGUGAAUGACCACUGUCCUGGUCAAGUUGAUUUAUUUUUCAUAGUGUGUUCAUGUUGGCUCUGUUCACCUGGUCUGUUUGGUUGGCCGUCAGCUACUUGGUGGUGGUGGUGAUGAAGAUUGUCACGCUGACAGUAUAACAGCCUCAUCCAGUUCAAACUGAGAAUUAAUAGGGUUCACUCCAUUUAUAUUUAUUAUGCUGUUUUUCCUGAACUUGAACAAUUUCAAAGCGUUUAGAUCAAGAACAACAGCAGUGACCUUCCUAAUUUAUGCUGUGGCAGAAGUGUUGCAUUGAAUUGGACAGGUGUACCUAAUAAAUUGGCCGGUGGGCGUAUACAUCACAUUUUACAGAUUAACUGUAAAAAAACGCAGUAAGUGCUGAUAGAAUAGAUAAGGCACUAGGAUUAAUCAGGCCGGGCUGUUGGUCUGGAGCAGGCUACCUGCGCAGACGAGAUCUCCAUAAUAAUUUAUAUGUCACUGCUUUUGUGAAACUGAUUCACAGCUAAGUUCAGCCAGGGUAACUGGGAAAUCCUGGCUUAACCUGCUAGCUAGGCUUUGUGACCCAGCCCUCAGAUAAGCUUUUUCCAGACAACAAACCAGAGCCAAGCUAACGACAGCCGCACAGGACAUUUUAACAUUUUUUUGUUUUGUUUUGUUAAAGACGCAAAGAUAGACACGUGGUUUUAGACUAGCUUAGCACAGGGGAAAUGCACUAACACAUUUGAUGGGGCUGGUAUGGCAUAGACCCCUGUCUCCAGUCUCCAAAUGUUGGGCUUCUUUCUUAAAAAAUAUUUCAUUUUUAUCACAUUCCUUUCUAUUGGUGUUCACUGAUGAAAUGACAUUUCAACUAUGCAGGGUUCAAUGUUUCUUUGCACACAUCUCUUGCUGUGAAUCAUGGGAACAAGGUGGUUUAUUUCAGUGUGGCAUGUUUUCUUAUUUUUCUCACAGUGACUAUAGUUUGGAAUAUUAAUGAACAAUAUCAGGUUAUAUUUAUCCCUAAACAAAUCACUCCUACAGUUUAAUAUGUACUUUACUGUACAUUUUCCCGUUUGCUUAUGUUUUACUGAUCCAGCCUUUCAUCCACUUAUUUUAGAGACAUGUCAUUGUUCUUACAAAAAUAAUUUAGAAGCUUUCAUACUUGUAAGUCAACUAUGGAAGCUGUACAUGUGAAAGUAAAUCUCUAUGUCAGUUCUUGCAGUUGCAUUGAAGAUGAGCAAGAUUGCUGGUCUAAAAGUCUGAGUUACAUUUCACAAACUGAACACCUUUGGUGUGUCAGUGAGGAACAGUAUAUAAUACCCAAGUACAGAUGCCUACUGGCCCACUGGACAACUGCGUUUCCUCCAGUUCUUCUUAAACAUGUUUGUUAGUAUGCACGCUACAGGCCGAUCCACUGUUGCCUGUUCUUAUUUCUUGACCACUGUGUAUUAGUUUACUUCUUCUGAGGGGCCAUGGUUGAUGAAAAUUUACCAAAUAAUUACUGAAGCACAUUAUUGUAAAGCCAAGGGAAUCGUAAAGCCAUUAUCAGUAUGUGACAGAUUGAACUGGAUUUUUUGGACCUGUCAAGUUUGUGUUAACUUUCUAGAUCUUAAAGUUGAUGGUUUCAUGCCAUACCUAAUUAGUUUCUUACAGAAUCUUUUUUGUUUUGUUUUUGUAAUAAAUGAAAAUUGUCUGGUUUGAAAUGCAGGGAACGUUUCAACAAUAGCAUAAGAGCACAUUGGUACAAAGGCAGAAAGCGGCAGUGUUUGCAAACAAUUUUACAAUUCUCUCAAGAAAACAACCAUUGGUUUUCUUAAGAAAAUUUGAUCUUUAUCCUGUUACCUUGCGAAAACAUCUUUAUUCCUGUACAUGAAGAAAACAAGAUCUGAAAAACUACAUCUUUGAUUUGUUUUAUUCUGAAAAUGUUAUGUUUAUCUCAAAACAAACAUCUUUAUUCUUUGACUUUAACAGUUAUCUUGAAAAACAUACUGUUUGGCUUCUUUUUUAUUUAUCUUGACAAAAUGAGGUAUUUAUACCAUUAUCCUCAUAAAAUAUUUCUGAAUUUUUGUUUUAAUUUUAUUUUACUUUUUCAACAACAAAAUGACUGACUUGUUAAUUCCAGUGGCUUUUUGCUUCCAUACAUGGAUGUAAUUAUUUUGUUUUCUCAUGAUGGCCGACUAGUGUCAAUCAUCUGCAUGACAAAUUCUGUUUUCUCAUCAACACAAUGUAAUUAUUUCAUGAUGGCAGGACGCCCCAAACCAUCAAAUCGAAAGAUUAGGUAACCAUUGGUUUUAGGACUGCUAUUUACAUGCAUGAUGGCUGUCAUGCAUUUGCUAAAAGAAACAUUUGGGUAACCCUGAUGUCACAGCAAAUGAGUCAACAAUCACUAGAAAACAAAACAAAACAAGGCUUCACUAGUCUUUUGUAGGAUUGACUGAUGUCUGCAGCGAUGACAAAUUGUUAGGACGACGUUACUGGCUUCAUUAAGUCAGUGAAGCAUUUUCAAGAUUUGAUGGUUUCUGGGGGCAGUAGUUGUAAAUGGAGCUGCUCAAGAUCCUGGUGGGCUGCGUUUACAGUAUCUGAUGUGUAGGAUGUUAAGAAAUGACAAAGCCACCUGCCGUGUGCCAACACAACACUGUACUAAUGCACUUUGAAAAGAUAUUUUUACUUGCAGAGAAUAAAUAAUGAAAAAAACAACCACACUGAUCUUUGUGUUUGAGU